AUGGAAAAAUCGCUUUUAGACUAUGACCAGAGUCUCGAGGAGUUGAAACGCCAAAAACAGCAUUUGCAACUUGUCAUGCAGAAGAUGGGCGAGGAGUGGGCUGAAAGUGGUGCCGGUGUUGGCUGGUUAGACAAUAUCAUGGAUGGAUAUCCUUCUAUACCCAUAUCUCCAUCUCGACGCAAUUCAGCUACUACUACUACUACUACGACUACUACCAGUGCUGCUGCUACUACUACCACCACUACCACUACGCUGAUCAUGGUGCCAUCUUCAUCUAUGACCGCCAUGAAAGGAAAUGAGGAUACCACGGAUGGCAAGGAGCAAUUGAAGGAGGAGGAGAGCCGAGAUGAUGAAGCUUAA
Lichtheimia ornata is the source of this 360-nucleotide messenger RNA. RefSeq lists its product as uncharacterized. Lineage: Eukaryota; Fungi; Mucoromycota; Mucoromycetes; Mucorales; Lichtheimiaceae. The record is from RefSeq and is a predicted model, not a curated record. The coding region runs from base 1 to 360 and encodes 119 amino acids. The transcript is spliced from 2 exons.